UAGAAUAAAAAUGGUUCGACUUUGCGAAGUUCACUUCCGAAAAUAUCGAAAACUGGUGGAUUACACCAAGUAUGUUGGGAUCAAAAAGUAUCUAGACAUGAGUAGAUACGUCUACACACCACCGGUACCUGAAAAACUUGCAAAUGCGGUCUCUGGCAAAGGGGAUAGAGUCCAAGGCAAUCUAUGCCUACAAGAACUCUCCCUGAUGUUGGCAUGUUGGAAAGAUAAUGACUAUUCGGAGGUGCCAUGUGCCAAGGAGACGCAAGCAUUCGAAAAGUGCUGGCACACUGCUUUGGUUGAGAAAGCGAGACGUCAAAAAAUUAGUGAAGGAACCAUUAUAGGAAAAGGUCCAAUGUCCUCAAAACAAGUGAACUCUUUAUUAAAAAGAUAUCCGCAACCAAAAAGCUAGCAGUCUACCAUCAUGGGAGAAGUCUUGUUGAGUAUGUUAUGCAUUCUACACCUGUCCUGAACUGGUCGAAUAGGAAGUGGAUGUUUUCAGAAUGGAUUUGCUAUGUUCAUGAAAGUGAGGUUGAAAUGACAAAUUCUGUUACUGGAUGUUGAUCUUCUGUGUUGUCUUCCAAGCUAUCCUCGUAUUUGGUCUUUGGAUAGCUAGCUCCUACACUUACUUACUUACUAGAGUUCAGAGGGCAGAUGUAAAAAUGACAUUUUUGUACAGUGUUUGGAGUUUGGAUUUGAAGACAUUUGGCUAUGGUAUGAUGAUGGCCUUCAUCCAUAUAUAUGGAUUUCUCUGUGAGAAUAUCAUGUCU
This is a messenger RNA of Lineus longissimus, 767 nucleotides long. Its product is annotated as small ribosomal subunit protein mS37-like. The record is from RefSeq and is a predicted model, not a curated record. Gene Ontology annotation, molecular function: RNA binding. The transcript is spliced from 4 exons. NCBI's taxonomy places the organism in Eukaryota, Metazoa, Nemertea, Pilidiophora, Heteronemertea, Lineidae. The coding region runs from base 11 to 409 and encodes 132 amino acids. Gene Ontology annotation, cellular component: mitochondrion; mitochondrial ribosome; nucleoplasm. Gene Ontology annotation, biological process: mitochondrial translation.